GGACCUUUCUUCCCCAGAGAGACGCCUCAACCCCACCCACCCCACCUCCACAAGAACACCACGCCACACAUCCCAUCCAGCUCCACGGUGAGGUUUGAGCGAUCCGAGCAAAAAUCAUCAGCAACGCAGCGCAGGUUUGUUCUCUGAACUCUCUGAUUCUUCUUUUAGCAGCAGGGACGCACAGCACAAAGAAAGGUCCGGUUCAAGAGGCUCUCUUCUUUUGGGUUUAUUAGAAUCCUCAAAAGAAGCGUGUUCUUGGGUUAGGAUUUUUUCUCAACUUCAUCACACCUCUCCUAGCUAGGGGGAACAGAGAUCCAGAGAACCUUUUUUCUCUUCUGGAUUCUUGCCGACUUUUGUUUGGCCUUCGAUCGAAAGGGUUGUUUUGCAAUACCCUUGUCAGCUCACCACCCCUUUUUCUUUGCAUAAACACCCACCUCGUUUCUCUACUUUUAUUGAGGAACAGGUCUGAUUUCCAAACUUUUUCCUAUUUUGAUUUUGCAUAACAAAAAAGCUCCUUUUAUCUCUUCUUCUAGCUCCAGCCAAGCUUAGCUUUCUGCAUCUAGUAGUCCUCAUGGCCGCAGCUAUCGACAUGUACAAGUACUACAACGCACACCAGAUCGCCUCCUCCUCCCCCUCGGAUGAGGAGCUCGCGAAAGCACUCGAGCCUUUUAUAACGAGUGCUUCCUCCUCCUCUCCCUACCAUCGCUACUCGUCUUCUCCAUCCAUGUCCCAAGAUUCUUACAUGCCUACACCCUCCUACACCAGCUUCGCCACCUCGCCUCUUCCCACCCCCGCCGCCACCUCCUCCUCCUCCUCGCCUUUCUCGCAGCUUCCGCCACUCUACUCGUCGCCUUACGCGGCGCCGAGCAUGGUUGGGCAGAUGGGCCUGAACCAGCUCGGCCCGGCCCAGAUCCAGCAGAUCCAGGCCCAGUUCAUGUUCCAGCAGCAGCAGCAGCAGCAGAGGGGUCUGCACGCGGCGUUCCUGGGCCCGCGGGCGCAGCCGAUGAAGCAGUCCGGAUCGCCGCCGCUGGCGCCGGCGCAGUCGAAGCUGUACCGCGGCGUCCGCCAGCGCCACUGGGGCAAGUGGGUGGCAGAGAUCCGCCUCCCCAAGAACCGCACCCGGCUGUGGCUCGGCACCUUCGACACCGCCGAGGACGCGGCGCUCGCCUACGACAAGGCCGCCUUCCGCCUCCGCGGCGACAUGGCGCGCCUCAACUUCCCGGCCCUCCGCCGCGACGGCGCGCACCUCGCCGGCCCGCUCCACGCCUCCGUGGACGCCAAGCUCACCGCCAUCUGCCAGUCCCUGACGGGUUCCAAGAACGGCGGCUCCUCCGGCGACGAGUCGGCCGGGUCCCCGCCGGACUCCCCCAAGUGCUCGGCGUCGGCGUCGACGGAGGGGGAGGAGGAGUCGGGCUCCGCCGGCUCCCCUCCUUCCCCGACGCUGGCGCCGCCCGUGCCGGAGAUGGCGAAGCUGGACUUCACCGAGGCGCCGUGGGACGAGACGGAGACCUUCCACCUCCGCAAGUACCCGUCCUGGGAGAUCGACUGGGAUUCCAUCCUCUCGUGAACGAUCAACUACAACUGCUAUAGUAGUAGCAGCAGCAAGAUUCAGUCAGUGUCAGCUCAAUGAUAGCUCUGUGUAAUUUUCGAUUUGGGGUUUGCAGCGGCGGUGGCUCGAUGGCAUUUUAGACAUCGGCCAUGGCGGCUGCGAGUAGCAGUGAGUAAACUAGUAGCUAGUACAUCGUCGUCCAGUGUUGUGAUGCAGCAGUAAGUAUGUGCUAAUCUCCUGGUUGAGCUGCCGGUUGUUUUUUCUCACGGCACGGCCAGUCGAGAAAGUCAUUGUAAUCCUGUGUUAUUAAGUGUUAUGAUCUAUCAGUUGCUUCUUAAGUAAUUCCUCUGGCU
Molecule: messenger RNA, 1902 nt
Organism: Sorghum bicolor (sorghum)
Lineage: Eukaryota; Viridiplantae; Streptophyta; Magnoliopsida; Poales; Poaceae
Product: ethylene-responsive transcription factor ERF060
Exons: 1
Coding region: 572-1567 (331 amino acids)
Biological process (GO): regulation of DNA-templated transcription
Molecular function (GO): DNA binding; DNA-binding transcription factor activity
Source: RefSeq, a predicted model, not a curated record